AUGGAGGUGAAAUCCAAUUAUGGAUCGACCAAAAACUCACUUGAGAAUGAUAAUAUCUUAGCACGUAUACAGACAGAACUUAAACUAAUCAUUUUCAGAGUUUUCUUUCUGAUUUUAAAAGAUGAAGAUUAAUCAAUAGCAAUUCAAAUCUUUCUGUAAGUCAUCUCCUUUUUAUAAUAUCUCACAUUUAUCUUUCAUCGUCAACUAUAUUUAGUAUGGAAGAACUAGAAAGUAUCCUAUGAAUUAUAUAAAUUCUUUGGAUAUUUCAUGCUAACUCCAUAUUUUGAAAUGUUAAACUUUUCUAGCUUUGCAUCAAUGAUGUAUGCAUUGGUAGGUAUUAUCCUUAUGUCAAUUAUGAUAUUAUUAUUAAUAGGAUAUACAAAUAUUACUAAAAUCAACUCUUCAUAUACUUGGCCAAUUUAUGUCCUCAAAUUGAUUUUCAUCUUAUUUACUACUAUACUCUAUUUACCAAUACUUGAUCUUUUUUUUUAAAUGCUUAAUUGCCACUAUGAUGAUAAAAAUCAACUCAUUAAUGUAGUAUUUAAUUCCAUAUGUUGGUAAGGUUCCCAGGUUAUUCAUGGUAUUGUAGCUAUACUAGGGAUAAUUCUUUUUAUUGUCAUUACAAUGACAUUUAAUCUACUCUACUUUGAGCCAAAAUAUAAUCAUAAAGAUCAAUUAUCCAAGACUUCUGGAAGAGCAAAAGCCUUUAAAUUUUUUUACUUUCUUAUAAUAGAAAUCUCUUUUGUAUUGAUUGAUUUAGAUUAAUUUGAUUAUGUUGCAAUCUAUAUCAUUUUAAUAGGAGCAUUUGUUACUUUCUAUAAAUUACAUAUAGAACAACCAUUUAAUAAUGUUCCUAUCCAGAAAAUCUCAUCUAUAUACGCAGCCUUAAUGUUAUGGAGUGCUUUAUUAAUGUGUUUUUCUCAUUAUUUGGAAGACAUCAUAUUUCAUGGCACUAUCUAUGCUUGGCUAAUUGGAAUACCCCUUAUUGGAUUUGCUAUAUAUAAAAAAGAAAGAUAUCUUUAUGAUCUAUUAUUAAUGAAUAUCAAUAAAACAGAGGAUCCCAAUCAAAUCAUACUAUUAACUAAUUAUAUAUAAAAAUUAUUAUCAAGAUAUUCAACUAAUUAACAUUUUCACAUUAUGUUAGAUGCUCUUAUUGAAGUACAUAAAAAUACUUGUUAAAAAGAAGACUGCGUUUUUAGGAUAAAAAAACAAUUAAAUUAAAGAUUGGUAAAAUUAAAGGAUGAAAAUAUAUCUCACAGGGAUUAUUAAAUACAUUUACUUCUUGGAGAGAUAUAUCAAGGAUAUAUUAGAAGACACUAACAUAAUGUGAAAUUAAGAAUUAAUUAUGCUUUUUAUUUACUUGAUUUUUUAAAAUAAAAAUAAUAAUCCUUAAAUGAAUUAAAUUAAAUUGAAUUACUAUCUCCUAGUUUCGAUAAUGAAUUUAUUAUUUUUAGAUAUAAAAAGAUAAUUGAAGAUGAAAUUAAUAUUUCAUAAAAUGAAACUAUUAGUGGUAAUUUAGAUGUUGCAACAGAAUUAACAUUUUAAAAUAAUAUGAGAUAAUUUUAAAAUAAAAUAGAGAGAGCAACAUUAAUGCAUAUGGAUUUUUGGUCUUAAUUAUAAGAAGAUUAACCUGAUUUAGGUAAAAUGAAUGAAAUUGGAUCUAAAAUUAAUUAAGCUAUUAUUUAAGUUGAAGAAUUAUGGAAUAAAAUGUAAAAAAUGACAUAAAAUUUACCUAAAGCUAUGAGAUUAUAUGCUAAAUUUAUUAUUGAAGUAUUAUAAGAUAAAGAUUAUGGAGAAGAAUUAUUAGAUAAAUCUAAAGUACUUUAAAAUCAAAAUAAUAAAAUGAAAAAUAAAUAAACUAUUUAAGUUUUUAGUAGUGAAGAUAUUAAUUUUGAACCAUUACCUACUUUGUUAGUAUCUACUUCAUCAGAUAAAUUUGCUUAGAUAAAUAAUUUAAAUUUAAGUAUUUGCAAUUUAUUUGGAUAUCACAAAACAGAAUUGAUUAAUAGAAAAAUAAAUUUAUUGAUUCCUUAAAUUUAUGCUAAAUUUCAUGAUAAUUAUAUGGAAAUGUUUAUGUAGAAUAAUGAUUAACAAAAACUUACAAAGGAGAGAUUAGUUUAUAUAAAAUUAAAGUCAGGUUAUAUUCUUCCUUGUUAUAUUUAUAUGAAAGCAUUAUAAUCAAUUGAUGAAAAUAUUUUAAUUGCUGCAUAAUUUAGAACAUUACGUACUUUUAAAGCAGGAUGCUAUUUAAUAUUAGAUAGUGAUGAUGUAAUUGAAUGUAUUUCUUCAUCUUGUAUUUGUAAUUUAUUUAUAGAUUAAAAGAUGAUUAGUCAUAGAAAGAUCUAUUUUCAUGAGUUGUUUUCAAAUUACAAUAGAAAUGAUUAUUUAAAUAAGACAGGUUGUGUAAUUAGUUUAAACUUAUAAUCAAAUAUAGUUUCUAAUUCUAAUUAUCUUUAAUAUUAUAUUAGCGAUUUAGAAGAUUAGACUUAGAUAUUAUUUUAAAUUUAAAUAACUGAAAUUUCAAAUGAACAUUAAGAUUAAGUAAUGGGAUAUGUUAUAAAAUUAGAGAAAGUGUAAAAUGAAUAGAGUUAAAUUUUAAGUCCUGAUGUACAAUAAUAAUUAGUAGUACCAAAUACAUUUAUGAGUAAUUUUUAAUUUAAAUAUUAUCCUUCAAAAGCAUUAUAUAUUGGUGAGAAUCAAGAAGAAGGUAAUUCGGCUAGAGUUGAUUAAACAGUAAUUUGGGAGUAAUCUUCUAGAUUGAGUGAAGAAACUUAAGCUGAAAAGAAAGAAAAGGUUGAAGAGUUGAAAGUUGAAAAAAUAAAUUAUGCAGAAGGGAUAAGAACAUUAAAAUUAUUUGAUAAUAGGAUUUAAGAUAUUGAUGAUAUUAGAAUGAGUUUUUCUGAAUCUGAUGAAGUUUAACAUUCAAGUGUAUUUUAAAAAAAUUCAGAUAAUCCAGAGGAAAUUGAAUAAGGUUAAAGGAAUAAUGUAUUUAGAAAUAGAAAAGCAUUAAAUUCUACAAUAAAUGAUUAAUAAAGACCAAAAGUAAUAGUUUAUUUAAGUUGGACUAUUAAUAUUUUAAUGAUAACUGUAUUAACAUUAUCAUUUACAUCCUAUUUUUUAGGAUUAUUUUUAUUUGAAAAUGUUUAAAAUUCAUUAAAUCUUAUUGAAUAUGCAAGUUUAAGAAAUCAAGAAUGUAGUCAAAUUGUAAUGAAUGUUUAGAAUUUAGAAAUGUUAAGGAUUGGAAUUUGGAAUAUGACUGAAUCUGAAGCUAUAAUUUAUGAAGCAGAAUAAAGAACUGAAUUAAAUAAUUCAAUUUUUGCAUUAACAGAUGCAAAUAAAAAAAUAAUGUUGAAUGAUCUUUAUAUUAAUGAAUAAAUAGAAGAAUUACAUUCUAAAAGUGUUGUUAAUGUAAGGAUUUCAAAAAAUAGUUUUUCUAAUUAUGAUUUAAUUGAAGCUACUUAAUAAAUAAUUAGUAAAGCACUUUUAGUUAGAGAUAAACCAUUAUAAAAUUUGACAUUAGAUGAUGAAGAUGCAACAUUUAUAACUUAUAAUUUAUAGAAUGCAAUAAUAUUUUAAUUUAGAAAUGAGACAAACUAAUAUUCUUAUGGAAUAUAGAAUUUGACAGAAAAUAAUGUUAAUAUCUUUUUUAUAUUUAUGAUAGUAGCAGCAUGUUCUUUUUUUAUUUAAUUAAUAAUGAUUGUGGUUUUAAUUAUAUAGAUAAAUUAGAUAUAAGAAACAAUAUUACAAUUAUUUAUGGAGAUUCCAGAAAAAACUGUAAAAUAUUUAUAUAACAAAAGUGAAAAUUUUAUAUCAAAUUUAUAAGUAGGGGAAGAGGAAGAAGUAUCUUCUGAUUUAAGUGAUGAAGAAUAAGAUUAACAUAAAGAAUUAAGUAGAACUUUAAAUUCAAAAAGAAAAAAAAAAAUCUUUAAAAAUACAAAUUCAUUUCAUCGCUCAUAAAUUUUAAUAAUUACUUUUAUUCUUUUUACUUUUUAAGGAUAUUUCUUAUUAAAUUAUUUCCUAAAUUAAAUUACUUAUAAUAAUUUAAAAUAAUAGAUACCAGAAUUAAAUGUUACAGCCAGAUGUGGAUCAUAUUAUAGAUUUGUUGAUAAUUGUGAAAGAUAAUUAUUUUUAAAUCCAGAAGAACCAAUACUUUUAGAGAAUGCAUACUCAGUAGUUAUGAAUAAUAUACAAUUAAAUUAUGAAGUUGAUUCAGAUUUACAUUAAGAACAUGCUAAGAAUUCUGAAAUAUAGAAUUCUAAUUAUUAUGAUACUUUCUAAUCUAUUUUUAUGUUAAAUCCUUGUAAUACUUUUGUAUAAAAGGGAUAUACAACAAUUGAAUAUUGUGAAACAUUUGCAAAUGGUUCAAUUUAAUAAGGGAUGGCAGUAGCAAUAGCAAGAUAUUUUGAGAAUGUUAGGUACAUAAUGACUAUUUAUGACAUGUUUUAUGGACAUCCUGAAGUUAAUUUUAGUGUUGCUGCUAGAGGUUGGGGUAGAUUUAGAAAUAUAACUAAUGAUUCUGAUAAUGUAACUAAUUAUAUCUAUAAUUUGAAUAAUUUCAAAUAGACUACAGAAUCACGUAUUAUGUAAAAUAUCUUUUUAAAAGGUAACAUAAAUUGAUAAUUUUAUAUAGUUGCUUUUCGUUAUUUACUUGAUUAAUUCUUAACAGCAUUAAAAUAAGAUAUAGAAAUAACACAAACCUAGUUAUUAGCAAUAUUCAUAGUUUUUGAAGUUUUACUAUUUUUUAUAUAUUUCAUAAUCUGGUUACCAGCUUAAAUGAAAAUGACAAGAGAUAUUUGGAGAACUAAAGGAUUGAUUAUGAUGAUUCCUUUGCGUGUGAUUUAGAAGAUUAAAACUAUUAAAGAAUUCAUUAGUUUUUUGGUUCAUAGUUAAGAUAAAUGA
Messenger RNA from Paramecium pentaurelia, 4899 nucleotides. Lineage: Eukaryota; Ciliophora; Oligohymenophorea; Peniculida; Parameciidae. The record is from the annotation of a GenBank genome assembly.